AUGUCCUCCUUUGCUAUGCCACCUCCCCCAAAACCCUUCGCUCAUCGUCGCUCUCAUCGACUCAUCACCACACAUCUUCCUCCGUCACCACCCGCUUCACCGGAGUCAUCAGCAUGCGUUCUUCGUAAGAUGUCCCUGUCCAAGGGUGCAACUUUCCACCAGUCAUCGUCGCCUGCCACGGCUGACGAUCCGGUCCUGAGCAUUGCUCACUUGACUCGUCGCUCUCCCACAUGCUCCUCGGCGACCCUCACCAGCUGGCUCUCUGAAAAAGAAGACGUCACUCAGUCCAUCGUUGACUUCGAGCAAACAUUUUCGGGUGCACGUGGGAAGAAGACAUCAACUCGACGACGGUCAGCGAAAGCUUUCGAGCACCAGGUCUUCCGGGUGUCUUUACCGUCUGACGAGGGACUUGGUUCAUCGAUCAGCCCCGCAAGCGACAAAGGCCUAGCCAAGUCCUUUGAGAGAGGCUUGGACUUGUUGUCAAACAAGGAUAGUGGAUUAGGAACUUCCAUCAGUGACCCAGCGGAGAAGGUUGUGGGAAACACCUCUGAAGAAGACGGUCUGGUCAAAGACUUGAUUCAAGAAGCUGACCAGCUAGACUCAACAUCUCGACGCCUCAGGCAAACAAGCAGCUCACCCGCCACCAAAUCUCCAUCGGCCCUCACUCCCUCUGCCAUUACCCAGAGUAUUGCUCCGUCUCUGAGGUCUUCCGCACGACAUCCGUCACUCAGCUCUUCUGCUCGCAGCAAGAUCAAGGAUUUCAUCAUCACUCCUAUACUUCGCGAAGAUCGAUUCGAAGAACUUCAUCCUCUUGUCACUGCUUUGGGAUCGAAGGCCAACAAGACAAUUCGGUGCCUGCGCGAUCUCGAGCGCAGCUUCAUUUUCCAGCCAUUGACGCUUGACAUCUCAAGAGAGCUGUACCGCGUUUUUGGCGAGUUCACCGUUCAGCUCGUUGUUGAUACAUAUCAACAUCUUUCUGAGUCAGAUCAACGACGUGCCGCUGAUCGCCCUUACGACAACGGCUAUUUCCUGGAUCUGGUCCAGCAAGUUAAUCGACUUGCCUCCCACAUUGGGUCCUCAUCUCGUGCUCAGCAGGCUGGAACUGUUGAAGACGACGAUAUGGCUUUCUCCGCCGAUGACGAGGUCACCUUGGAGGGUGGCCUAGGUCAAACUGGCAAUGAAGCCGAGCUCGUCCGCUGGAAGAAUGGAAAAGGUUAUUCCCUCCGUACAGGCCUGCCGUACGAGCCGACGCCUGGCAUGAAACGACAAAGCAGCGAUGCUUUGGACGAAGAUGUGGCCAGAUCUAUGGCCCGGAGGAAGAAGGGGUAUAUUCCUGAGAUCGUGGAGUUGAAGUGCCACGACAAGACCUGCGACAAGACCUUCACCCGCAAAUGUGAUCUGGCUAAACACGAGAAGACACAUUCUCGUCCCUUCAAGUGCCCGCACGCAGAUUGCAAGUACCACGAGAUGGGUCUCCCGACCGAGAAGGAGCGUGAACGUCAUUUCAACGACAAGCAUGCGAAAGACCCGCAUUUCUACAAGUGCGACUUUUGCGAGUUUCGAACCAAGCGUGAAAGCAACUGCAAGCAACACCAGGAGAAGAAACAUGGUUGGCAUUACGAGCGUGCCAAGGGCAAGGAUAAGGCUGGCUCGGCUGGCUCGGCUGGCUCGACCAAGAUGACACCGGCGCAGACCCCUCGAACCCCCAGUAUGGAUUACUCUUCCAGUCCGGCUGUCUCGACCAGGACCUGGGACGAUGCCAGCUCGCUUGGAGGCAGUCUCGCAGGCAGCGUGUCAACCCCGUUCGAGCAGCCAGCGAACACCUUCGACGCCUAUCAGCAAGCUCCCGUCACCUAUUCAAAUCCAAUCUUCCCACGAGCGGCUCAAUCCAUGUCGUCCAACCAGAUGGAUGACUUUGACUUCAACUCUGCCCCAUUCAACCAUACUUUUCAGCCAGCUCGGGCCUACAUUUCCCCCACCAAUACCACUCCCAUCACCCCUCAUAACAUGAUGACAACUCCUAUCACGCCGGCCUACAGCAACAUCACGGAACCGUCUCCCUAUAGCAACGCGAUGGAUAUCACCAUGGAUUGCGAUCCCACGACGUGGAACUCGGGAUUGCCUACGCCAGGCUCCUUCCUUCAGCCUCAUUCGCGUAAUCCGUCCAUCUCUGACCAUUCUCCCAUGAUUGCUGGUCCAUCCAGGCAGCAGUUCGCCGAUACUCCUCUUCUGGGACAUGAUCCGGAAUUUCCUUCUGGCGACUUCUCACUUUUCGGUGGUGAAAGCAGCAAUGCCUUCUCGAACCCUGCCGCUGCCAGUGCCACUUUAUUUCCUGGUGGGCCUGAGGUCUUUGCUACCCUGGAUAACGAUCCAAUGUUCGACGCAGCCUGGACCGACAGCGACUUCAUCGACUACGACAUGAAGAAUUGA
This is a messenger RNA of Capronia coronata CBS 617.96, 2430 nucleotides long. RefSeq lists its product as uncharacterized. Lineage: Eukaryota; Fungi; Ascomycota; Eurotiomycetes; Chaetothyriales; Herpotrichiellaceae. The record is from RefSeq and is a predicted model, not a curated record. The coding region runs from base 1 to 2430 and encodes 809 amino acids. The transcript has 3 exons.